This is a messenger RNA of Tigriopus californicus, 845 nucleotides long. RefSeq lists its product as uncharacterized. Lineage: Eukaryota; Metazoa; Arthropoda; Copepoda; Harpacticoida; Harpacticidae. The record is from RefSeq and is a predicted model, not a curated record. Bases 141 to 701 code for a protein of 186 amino acids. The transcript is spliced from 4 exons.
AACGCACUUAAACUGAAGAUAUUUAAGGCAAUGUUUUAGUAACAGGCACCACACAUUUCGGAUUCAACGCGCAACAGAAGAGGAACCAUUCAUAGAAUUGUCCUUGAGGAAGCAGGUCGCUUCAGUUUGCUUCAGUUAAGAUGCAACAUUUUAUAAUGUGGUCGAUGUUAUUUGGGAGCACGUUCCUGCUAUCCGCUAAUGGAGGUGUUUUUCACGUGGAUCCUAAAUUCCACCACAACCAGACUGUUGGCUCAAGUAUGGCUCGUUCCACUCUACCCAAAUUUCAUUUGGAGCGAUUGUUGUCCAAAGAGUUGGACCAGACUUCCUCCGAUCAACCUGGAGGGAUCCGAAGUCUGCCGCCAAGUGCCGAUGGAAGUGAAUGCCGAAAGAGGAACUCUCCAUUCAUGCAAAUUGUCAAUCUAAUCAUAACCGACGCAUCAGGUUGUUAUGAAUUCAUGACACCCAAUUACCCCAACAACUACAACAGCAGCCCCAAACGGGUGGCUUACAAAUGUUCCACUGUGAUUUCAUUUCCAACUGGGACCAAGCCCAAUUUCAUCCUUGAUCAAAACGACUUUGACGUUCCCAGUUCCGCCCAAUGCUCGAAAGAUAAACUCAUAGUAAGGAAUAUUGAAGAGAUGGGUCAAACCGUGGAUGAUGCCGGUACAACUGAUGGCGAGGUCAUCUAUUGUGGACUCUAACUUCUGGCGCACGAUUCCCCGCGCCUAAUGGCAACAUUGAAUUUGAGUUUAGGGCCACAAAAUCUGGCAAUGACGAGGAGUGAGAACGUUGAUUUGUUUUGAUUAAGACCGCAGACACGAUAUAAUUGAAGCAUGCUUAAAUUC